This is a messenger RNA of Stegodyphus dumicola, 999 nucleotides long. RefSeq lists its product as uncharacterized. NCBI's taxonomy places the organism in Eukaryota, Metazoa, Arthropoda, Arachnida, Araneae, Eresidae. The record is from RefSeq and is a predicted model, not a curated record. Gene Ontology annotation, molecular function: BH domain binding. Gene Ontology annotation, cellular component: mitochondrial outer membrane. Gene Ontology annotation, biological process: release of cytochrome c from mitochondria; extrinsic apoptotic signaling pathway in absence of ligand; regulation of apoptotic process.
UCUUUGUAACGUUCAAAACAUAUCAAUAGAUAGAACUCGUUUGUGAUAAAACGAUAUCUUGCUGAGCUUGCUUUUUAAUUUUCUGUUGAGCAAUCGGUGUGGAGUGAUUGACAUUUUCGGACGCUGUUUCAUCAUUCAAAUUGCUGUGCUUUGCUUUUGCAGUGCACUGCUUCCUGAAGGAAAAUGGCUCUGAAGUAUGUUGGAGUACAAAGGGCAGCUAUAGAAUACGAAAGUGAAGAUUUAUUUAGAAAUUAUGUUGGAGAGGAUGCUGAAGAAGUGGAACGUGUGCAUAGUUCCCCUGAUAAAUAUGAAACUCCAGAAGAUUUUGAAAAAUUAGGAGAAGGAAUUAAAGAUCUAAGUGCGAGAUUUGAAGCAAGCGAUGAAGGCAAAAAAGUGAAGCUGCUAAGUGACAAAAUUAGUUUGAAUAAUUUCAAUCGACAAUCAUUGAUAGAUGUUGGUCGUGGGGUGUUCAAAGAUGGUGUCAAUGGAUAUACCAUAGUUGCAUUUUUCUCCUUUUGUAAGCACUUAUUUCUGAGAGCUAUACGAUCAAUAAGAGAUUCUGCGAUAGAAGUUUAUAGAUGGACAACAAGUUUCAUAGUUGAUAAGAUAUGUCCAUGGGUUGAAGAGCAAGGUGGUUGGAUGAAAGUAUUAGCAAUCAUAGCCGCUGUUCUUGGAGGAGCUGUUUUAGCUGUUGGAGUAGGUAUUAUGCUUCUAUGAAAAGCCUUCCCAAAGUAAUACCAGUGUACAUUUAGAAGUUGUGUCUGGAAAAGUUAAAUAUUUGAACGUUCCGAAGUGCUUGUAACCACAAAUUGUACAAGUAUUCAUUUUUUCUUGUUUCUGCAUUUACGUACUGUUUUAAGUGCUGAAGUAAUUUGUUUUCUCCCUUUUAUUUUUAACGGCACUGCAGAUUCAUUAAAAGUGAUGCAUGUGUAUUUGCUUAUGUAAUUGAAAUGUAUUGCAUCUGUACCUAAAUGUAAUUAAACGUUGAAACCAUGUACA